UGCCACACCUUUGCCACAGGUCUCUUGCCAGCGUACUCCUGGGCCUCCUUAGAAUCCUUGCUGCCGUAAGAAUUGCAGGCUUCCUGGCCUUAUGACAACACAAAGGGAAACAAGAAGUUUCCCUGGGGAACACAGGGUCCUGGGUCCAGAUUGGAGAGGCCACAGGGCCAGGGACUCUGGCCAGACAUAGGCCCAGGUCUGUGGCUGGCCAGCUGCAGCUGUGGGGCCCGGCAUGUGUCUCAACAUGGCCCUGGAGCUCUACAUGGACCUGCUGUCAGCACCCUGCCGUGCCGUCUACAUCUUCUCAAAGAAGCAUGACAUCCGGUUCAACUUUCAGCUUGUGGAUCUGCUGAAAGGUCACCACCACAGCAAAGAAUACAUUGACAUCAACCCCCUCAGGAAGCUGCCCAGCCUCAAAGAUGGGAAAUUUAUCUUAAGUGAAAGUGUGGCCAUCCUCUACUACCUGUGCCGCAAGUACAGCGCUCCAUCACACUGGUACCCGCCAGACCUGCACGUACGUGCCCGUGUGGAUGAGUUCAUGGCUUGGCAACACGCGGCCUUUCAGCUGCCCAUGAAGAAGAUAGUCUGGCUCAAGUUGCUGAUCCCAAAGAUAACAGGGGAGGAAGUUUCAGCUGAGAAGAUGGAGCAUGCAGUGGAAGAGGUGAAGAACAGUCUGCGGCUCUUCGAGGCGUAUUUUCUGCAGGAUAAGCUGUUCAUCACCGGGGACCAAAUCUCACUGGCUGACUUGGUGGCCGUGGUGGAGAUGAUGCAGCCCAUGGCAGCCAACUAUAAUGUCUUCCUCAACAGCUCCAAGCUAGCCGAGUGGCGCAUGCGGGUGGAGCUGAAUAUUGGCUCUGGCCUCUUUAAGGAGGCCCAUGAUCGACUAAUGCAGUUGGCCAACUGGGACUUUUCAACAUUGGAUCCAAUGGUCACGCAGAGAAUCUGUGAGUUUCGGGAGAAGUACUUGUGAUCCUACUUGCAGCCAUCCUGCAGGGCCUGGCUGGCUCAACAAUCUGAGCACCUUCCUUAAAGGAAAUGCUAAAAAAGACACCUCUUCUUUGCCUAAUAAAGAGCUGGAACAACCAUCA
Molecule: messenger RNA, 1088 nt
Organism: Chlorocebus sabaeus (green monkey)
Lineage: Eukaryota; Metazoa; Chordata; Mammalia; Primates; Cercopithecidae
Product: glutathione S-transferase theta-4
Biological process (GO): glutathione metabolic process
Cellular component (GO): cytoplasm
Molecular function (GO): glutathione transferase activity
Source: RefSeq, a predicted model, not a curated record